AGCUUUGACAGUCAGUUCGCUAAAGGGGAGAACCGAUCCUCUUCCUGGCACAGCGGCCGGUCCAUUGGCGGGCGGCCGUUGCGAAGCAUGGAGGAGGCGGCCGAGCCAGCUGGAAUUGCGCAACUCCUACAGGCGCAGCGGGUCUUGCAGCGAUACCUCGACAAGACGGUGGUCUGGGUCAGGGUCCGAUGGUCGAUCUUCGUCGUACUGUUGCUCUUGUUUGCUGCCAGAGUCUACAUCAAGCAGGGCUUCUUUGUAGUUUCGUAUGGUCUUGGAAUCUACAUGUUAAAUCUUUUCAUCAAUUUCCUGUCACCUGCAGUGGAUCCAGACACAGAAGAGACCAGCUUGCCAAUGAAGGAAUCCACGGAAUAUCGGCCGUUUACUCGCAAGCUGCCAGAGUUCAAGUUCUGGUGGAGUGGAGCCCGCGCCACCGCGGUGGCUUUGGGCAUGACUUUUAUCCCAUUCUUUGAUUUGCCGGUCUACUGGCCCAUCCUCUUAGCCUAUUUCAUCUUGCUUUUGGCUCCUUGACGGGUAACACUUUUCUCGACUCCGAGGUGGCACCCAAGAGCUGUGUCUGCGCUCAGCGCCCAGGUUUUGACCAUGAAGGACCGAGUGAAGCACAUGAUUAAGCACAAGUAUGUGCCCUUCAACUUUGGGAAGCAGACAUAUGGCGAGCUGUCAAAGGUGAAGGUGCCUGGUGGUGAGAAGAAUGACAAAUGACAUUUGGGCCGACCAGAUUGAUGUCGGGGGCGUAGUGAGUUCCCGUGGCGGGGCACCGUGCUCAAAGGCAGUCGCCGCUCGCCGAAGCUACUCUUGAUCCCAUGAGCGACACAUGGGAGUGACACAAAUGUCACAAGGUACAGAAGAAGUCUUUUUAGUGCUUGUAUCUUUUUUAAAAGUCCUCACACGUUUGUUGGAUCAUAGAGUGC
This is a messenger RNA of Durusdinium trenchii, 929 nucleotides long. NCBI's taxonomy places the organism in Eukaryota, Dinophyceae, Suessiales, Symbiodiniaceae. The record is from the annotation of a GenBank genome assembly.